Carassius auratus (goldfish) is the source of this 339-nucleotide messenger RNA. RefSeq names its product NACHT, LRR and PYD domains-containing protein 14-like. The transcript has 2 exons. Lineage: Eukaryota; Metazoa; Chordata; Actinopteri; Cypriniformes; Cyprinidae. Gene Ontology annotation, molecular function: protein binding. The record is from RefSeq and is a predicted model, not a curated record. The coding region runs from base 48 to 317 and encodes 89 amino acids.
GUUCAGUUCUAGCUACUGUUCUCUCCUCCAAAACCAUCCUGAAAGAGAUGAACCUGAACAACAGUCAUCUGCUGGAUUCAGGAGUCAAAGAGAUCUGUGAGGGACUGAAGAACCCUGUGUGUGAGCUGAAGAUACUGAAACUUUCAGACUGCAGUAUCACUGAAGAAGGUUAUAAAGCUCUGUCUUCAGCUCUGAGAUCAAACCCUUCACACCUGAUUGAGCUGGAUCUCACAGGAAAUGAUCCUGGAGAAUCAGGAGUGAAGCAGCUCAGUGAUUUACUACAGGAUGGACUCUGUUCAUUAAAGACCAUCAGGUGAAAAAAAAAACAUUGUAAAAUAU